Molecule: messenger RNA, 754 nt
Organism: Pan troglodytes (chimpanzee)
Lineage: Eukaryota; Metazoa; Chordata; Mammalia; Primates; Hominidae
Exons: 2
Coding region: 64-654 (196 amino acids)
Source: RefSeq, a predicted model, not a curated record
UACACACUCCACUGCCCUUCCGGCCAAACAAGCCCGGACACGGGAGAGGGAUGAGAGUCGGGGAUGCCUAGCGGCGGGGAGGGAAGGGAUAGGCAAAAGGGAAGAAGAGCGGGCUGUGAUACCCGCUCGACGCCGUCAAACACUGCUCCCCGCGCUCCAGAGCCCGGGGCCCACCCGACGGCAGCGCGCCCCGCCACCGCGCAGCCGCCCCGGUCCCUUCUCCCGCCCGUCUGUAGUAAAACAAUCGCUCUCCCGGCGUCUGCGGCCGCUGCCAGCGGUUCUGACACUGCAGGAAUGCGCGGUCUGGGAAAGGCUCCGCACUCUGGGGAGGGGCACGAGCGGGGUCGGGGAAACUCCAAGAUGAAAGCGUGCAAUAACUACCAAUAUGGAUACCUCGCAGGGCCUGACACUAGUUUCUGGAUAAAAUGCAGGCGAUGGCUGCUGGCGGAUGCCGGCAGACACACUCAAAGACCCUUUUGGACUUUCCGAGUUUCCCAUUCUCCUCUACUGGAGGCUGAGGCGGGCAGGCCCAGCGACGUCUCCCAGCUCCAACUGGGUUCGGACCUCAAGCCAAAAAUGAGGAGGCCGGCAGGAGAGCUUUUCUCGCCCAAAGAUGCUGGGUGGGAGCCGGAUCCAGCUGAAAAAUCUGAGUGAGAAGGUUUCAGGCCCAGGAGGACUUGAGAUAAUACAGGAAAAUUCAAGAGGCUGAAAUGAGAAGGGUCCCUGGAGUCUUGUGAAAAAUUAUUAAUUUAUC